UCCAAUAUGGCGCUGCACUAGGUUCAUGAUGUAAACAUCUACUUGAUCCUAAAAUCAAAUACUGCAGUCGAUAUACKGCGUUUAGAUAUGAGCAGAAGAUGGUUAAUGAAUUGCUGCCUUCAGUUUUACCGUGUGAGUGGAUGCAAAACUUUGGAUCACAGAAUUUUUGCAAAAACACGAGAUCUGUGUAGCUUGUCAACGGCAGUGAAAGUCAGCUCAAAGGAAAUCAUCCAUUCAAAUAAAAAAGGGAAAARUCAAUCAAAGAAAAGAGAGGAGAAAUUAGUACUGAAUAUUACGGACGAGCAAUCAAAGAAUAUUUUAAAAGACUUGAAUAACAGAACACUUGAGCAACUUACAAACACCAAAAACAUCGGGAAAAACAAAGCAGAAGCCCUUUUUAAAUUUAAACAAGAUCAUGGUCCACUAACUGACCUGACUCAACUGAAGAACRUCAAAGGUUAUGGAAAAGCUUUCUUUUCAUGGCUUGAGCAGAAUGGUGAACUCCCACCCACAACAAAGAAGUUUUCCAGACAGCAYGAGAUCUUGGGUUUUCUCAUUUCUGAUGAGCAAAAACAGGAUAUAUCAAAUAUAGUGUCAAUAGACAUUGGUCUGUCUAAUGCCGCAUGGAUUCACAUGGAUAAAGACCACAAUGUCUUAGCAUGGAAACAAACAUACAUCACCAAGCCAAAGCCAUACAACCCUGCAUCCUUUAAACCUCAGGUGCAAGCAUUUGUGGACUCACUCCCUCAAGCAGAUGCCUUUGUAAUAGAGAUGCAAAGCCACAGAGUUGGAAAACAUGCUGCUUCCCUCCUCCCAUUUGUCAUUCAUCUACGAAUCAUGGAAGCCAUGCUACACUGUUUAGUACAAUCCCCAGUCAUUCCCAUGGACCCUCACUACACCUCGAAAUACUUCAAACUACCAACUGGACAAUCACAAAAGAAGAAAGCUGCUAUCACCUUAGUGCAGAGUUUAUUUCUGGAACGGAAGGAUGUUGCCAUUGAAGAUGAGUGYGAGAACUUUUUGAAAGAGAAAUCAGGACUAGAAGGCAGUGAAAUUCUUGUGGGAGGACUUGUUGGUGUCCAAGGGGAGGCUGCACUGAUGCAAAGUAAUGGRACAAGUUCUUCGGGACUUGAGUUAAAACUUCAGAUUUCAGAGAACCUUAUUCAGUAUUUUCAAGGCUGUAAGAAGAAAGAUGAUUUGAGUGAUUGCUUGUUGCAGGGAUUGGCUUUYUUUAAUCUACUGGCUGAAAGUCAGGAAUGAUGCAAGAUAAUUUAAAUGAAAUUAUUUGUGGACAGAAUGAGGUAAUGACAUCGUAAAGGAAUCAACCACUGUCUAAAAUUCAUAAUUAUAAUUAUUGAAAGAGAUUGYUCAAUAUAUCGAUAUCAAAAGGCAGUAAAAGUUGUGAUGAUUAAAUGUUAUGUCAAGAUUUAAACGUAUUUUAGCCUCAUCAGCAGGCAGCCCUUCAAUUUGCCCAACUGGGAUCCCUGUAGUAUAYCCUCUGUAAUCCCAUAAUCCCCUGCAGUCUUGUAAGAAAACAGGUAGCCCAAAGGAAUAAAAAAGGGGAAAAGUUGCCUAAAGACGCAUAAAGCGGUUGCUAGCCUUAUGUGAAUUUUUUUUCUAUUAAUUGUUAAGAUAAGCAAGACUUCAGAAACAAAUUAUUUAUUAAUUCUACAAUUACUAGAGUUGGAAAACAUUGCUCAGGCUUCUAUGCAGUUUAAUGAAUUAAACAUGUUAAAAUUUUAUAUUUUAAUGUCAAAGAAAAUAAAAUAAUUUGUUCUCUA
Molecule: messenger RNA, 1781 nt
Organism: Exaiptasia diaphana
Lineage: Eukaryota; Metazoa; Cnidaria; Anthozoa; Actiniaria; Aiptasiidae
Product: transcription elongation factor, mitochondrial
Exons: 4
Coding region: 88-1260 (390 amino acids)
Biological process (GO): transcription elongation by mitochondrial RNA polymerase; mitochondrial transcription
Cellular component (GO): mitochondrial nucleoid
Molecular function (GO): nucleic acid binding; DNA polymerase processivity factor activity
Source: RefSeq, a predicted model, not a curated record